Messenger RNA from Ciona intestinalis (vase tunicate), 1347 nucleotides. RefSeq names its product ATPase GET3-like. Gene Ontology annotation, cellular component: GET complex. NCBI's taxonomy places the organism in Eukaryota, Metazoa, Chordata, Ascidiacea, Phlebobranchia, Cionidae. Gene Ontology annotation, molecular function: ATP hydrolysis activity; ATP binding. Gene Ontology annotation, biological process: tail-anchored membrane protein insertion into ER membrane. The record is from RefSeq and is a predicted model, not a curated record.
AUGAGCAACUCAAAUAAUCUUGAUGAGGAAUUUUAUGAUGCAUCUGGUGAAGAAUCACUUCAGCCCACUGUUCAAAAUAUUCUUGACCAAAAGUCUCUUAAAUGGAUAUUUGUUGGCGGAAAAGGUGGUGUGGGAAAAACUACAUGCAGUUGUAGCCUGGCUGUGCAACUUACAAAGUGUCGCAAAAAUGUUCUGAUUAUAUCAACUGACCCAGCUCAUAAUGUGUCUGAUGCAUUUUCUCAAAAGUUUUCUAAAGUUCCCACGAAAGUAAAUGGGUUUGACAACUUGUUUGCUAUGGAGAUUGAUCCAAACCUCGGAAUUGCCGAUAUCCCAGAUGAAUUGAUGAGCAAUGAUACUGGAAUACUUGGGGCUGGUAAAAAGUUGAUCCAGGAAUUUGUAUCUGCGUUCCCAGGCAUUGAUGAAGCAAUGAGUUACACAGAGGUUAUGAGACUUGUGCAAGCAAUGAACUUUGAUGUUGUGUUGUUUGAUACAGCUCCUACCGGGCACACAUUGAGGUUGCUUAAGUUCCCUGCAGUCGUGGAGAAAGGUUUAGGAAAGCUUUUGAAAGUUAAAAACACACUAACGCCGUUUAUCUCACAAAUUGGUCAAAUGACUGGCAUGGGAGAUGAAAUUAACACAGAUUCAAUGGCUGCUAAACUCAUGGAUAUCUUACCAACCAUAAAAUCAAUUAACGAGCAGUUUAAAGAUCCAAAUCAAACCACCUUUGUUUGUGUUUGUAUUGCUGAGUUUCUCUCACUUUAUGAAACCGAGCGUUUGAUUCAAGAGUUGGCUAAGAUUGGAAUCGACACACAUAACAUAAUUGCCAACCAAAUCCUUUUCCCUAAAAGUAGCGAUGGGCAGCUUUGUGGUUUGUGCAAGUCACGAUGUAAGCUACAGGGAAAGUAUCUGGAACAGAUGGAAGACCUGUAUGAAGAUUUCCACCUUAUUAAAACUCCACUGCUCGAAAGUGAAGUUCGUGGGGUGGAUAAAGUAAAAGCAUUUUCCCAACACCUGGUUGUCCCAUACAGCAUUGAAUAAACACUGUUUGGAUUACAACUGUCAUGAACUUGUAAAGAAUAAUAUAUAUAUAUUAUGAAAGUGAAUUCGUUACAAGUAAUAUAUAUAUAUCUAAUCUAUAUAAUAUGUAUUUACUUUUUAUCAAAGUAAUUUUUGAACUGAUUGUAUAUCUUUUAACUGUUUCAAUUGGUUUGACUACAUACAAGUGAAAUAUUUGACUUUGUGUAAAAUGUACUCAAACAUAAACAAAUGAGUUUAAAGCAACUAUUCUAAGUCAUCCUACUAAAACUUUGUGUACAUUUGGUUAUGAUAGAAAUUAUGUUAACAGAA